AUGAAUCCUUCGGAAUGGUUCAGUGAAGUCUCAGACGAAUUAUGGCCCGGCCAGUGCUUCUCGCUGAAGGUGAAAAACGUGCUGCACGAGGAACGCUCUAAGUAUCAGCAUAUCAAGAUCGUCCAGAGCGAGUCCCAUGGCGUAGUGCUGAUUUUAGACGGCAUCAUACAAUGUACGGAACGGGACGAGUUCGCUUAUCAGGAGAUGAUCUCCUUCUUGCCGCUUUGCUGCCACCCGAACCCGCAACGGGUGCUUAUCGUCGGCGGAGGCGACGGUGGAGUGGCCCGGGAGGUUGUUAAGCAUCCCUCGGUGCUCGAGGUGCACCAGGUUGAAAUCGACGAGCGAGUGGUGGAACUGUCCAAGCAAUAUCUCCCCUUCAUGGCUUGUGGGUUUGAAUCACCGAAACUGCGGCUAACGAUCGGCGAUGGAUUCGAGUAUAUGAAGCAACACGAGGGCGCGUUCGACGUCAUCAUCACCGACAGCAGUGAUCCGAUCGGGCCGGCAGAGUCCUUGUUCCGCGAGUCCUACUUCGAGCUGGUAAAACGCGCCCUCAAACCGAACGGUAUCAUCUGCUCGCAGGGUGGCAGCUUCUGGCUCGACGCGAAGCAUGUCCGUGACACGCUAGAUUACUGUCGAAAGCAUUUUCCACGCGUCACCUACGGCCUGGCGGCAGUGCCAUCCUAUCCGACCGGUCAGAUUGGGUUCUUCAUCGCCAGCCUCAAUCCGGAAACCAACUUCAGGGAACCCUCGUGCAAGUUCGAGGACGCUGACAUCGAUAAGAUGGGCCUGCGGUACUACACAUCGGACGUCCACCGAACGGCUUUUACGUUACCAAGGUUUGCGAUGAAGGCGCUAUAUCCGUAG
Molecule: messenger RNA, 864 nt
Organism: Anopheles nili
Lineage: Eukaryota; Metazoa; Arthropoda; Insecta; Diptera; Culicidae
Gene: SpdS
Product: spermidine synthase
Exons: 3
Coding region: 1-864 (287 amino acids)
Biological process (GO): spermidine biosynthetic process
Cellular component (GO): cytosol
Molecular function (GO): spermidine synthase activity
Source: RefSeq, a predicted model, not a curated record